Molecule: messenger RNA, 1023 nt
Organism: Cylicocyclus nassatus
Lineage: Eukaryota; Metazoa; Nematoda; Chromadorea; Rhabditida; Strongylidae
Source: the annotation of a GenBank genome assembly
AUCAGUCAGAACUCCUCUGCUGCUGACCACCUCAUUGGCCUCUUUAUAUAACCGAUUACCUUUCAGGGAAUCUGACGGAAGUACCACUUAUCUCGAACUUGCAUUAAGCUGCAAUUAGUUAAAAAUGGACAGGUUUUCUACCUUGAUAGUGUUUUCGUUCGUUGUCACAAGCUCUUUCUCGCAGCUCUCUCAGUCACAGACUGAGACAAUACCUUUUGCCAAAGGUGUGGCACUGGAAGGUCAAAGAAAAUUGCUUAACAUAAUUAACGACCGAAGCUUGACUCACGGGCAAUUCGAUGAUGCAAUGACGGAAUGGGCGCGACAGAAUGGAGUGGAGGAAUCCUACAAUAACUUCAAAGAUACCAUCAAUUCUCAGAGGAAAACAGCAGAAGAAGAAAUUGAUACUGCGCUGGUAGCGUUGACUUCGGCUAUAAAGGAAAUUCGAGAUAUAGAAAGCAAUGCGAAUUUGACAUGGGACGAGGCAGCUGAGAAGAAAUAUCAGUUAUUUGAACACAUGACGUUUGAGCAGUCCCAACUUCUAGCGUUCAUGCUGUCUCUUUAUGCACCACCAUUUGCAAGGAUGCCGCUGGAACAGCCAAUGCCUGGACCUCGCACGCAAGAACCUUAUGGGGGAUUUGGACUAGGAAACGGAUUCGGACCAGGAAAUGGCUUUGGACCCCGUGGAGGAUUUGGACCCCGCGGAAGAUUUGGACCACGAGGACGUUUUGGAUCAAAUGGCCCGUUCGGCCAAUACGGCGGAUUUGGGCUCCGAGGGUCAAUAUACCCAAUGCACCACUGGCACCAUCACAUCUUCCGAAGAUCAUUUGAUGGUUGGUAAUCUACCUUUCGGCACGUACUGAUGCAAACGGUCAAGCCAUCAGUCCUUUUUUACGCAUGAUAUGUAGCAAAAAAUAAAGAUUGAGAACUCUAUGCUUUACAAAGCGGCAUGAUAAGCAAUGAUGUCCUCUAAGGUUUAUUGUUUCAAUGAAAUGAAAAUUUGGUAGUUGACAUAUACAAGGUGUC